Molecule: messenger RNA, 685 nt
Organism: Nelumbo nucifera (sacred lotus)
Lineage: Eukaryota; Viridiplantae; Streptophyta; Magnoliopsida; Proteales; Nelumbonaceae
Source: RefSeq, a predicted model, not a curated record
UAUAAACAACUGGUCGAUUUGGCUUUGCUCUUACGUCCAUUCAAUUCCAUCCCGUUCACGUCUCCACAUCUCCUCCGCACAGCACAACUUAACUCAUCAUCAUCCGGUCAUCCCUCUCCUUGAGAUCUUAACUUUUCCGGCCGGCCAUCAUAUACCGAAUUCUCGUUCAAAAUGGUGUUCGACGGUAGCCUGGAGGAUAUGUUGCUGAAGGUGGGCAUGUUCCUGCUUGUGCAGGCUCUGGUCUACCUCAUCCUCUCCAAGUCAUCCAACAUCUUCUCCAAGAACGUCUCCAGGUCUGUCAGUUUCAGAACUGCUCGCUCCGCCAGCAUACGCCGAUUUCUGGCCGCUCUCUCCGACUUACCAGCUGGUUCCGAAUCACCUUCUCGGGGAUUAAAGGCUUCACUGUCGUUUCAGAAAACCCAAGAGAACUCUGCACCUGAUGAUAACUAAACCAUACUUGGGAUUUUGAUUGAUUGAUUUUUUUUCCUUUUUCUGAAUUUGGAACUUAUAAGAAAGGUGAUUGAUUGUAUUGCAUAUGUUUAAAUCCUUGAAGGGUUAUUCUUUAGUUCUUUCGAAGUUGGAUCAUACAGUUUUAUAAUUUUAUUUGAUGGUUAUGUAAAUACAUGUUCUGGUGUUCAUCAUAUUUGUAUCAAAUUCGCUCAGGGUUAAUUCGUGGUUAGCUAUU